Prorocentrum cordatum is the source of this 1563-nucleotide messenger RNA. The record is from the annotation of a GenBank genome assembly. NCBI's taxonomy places the organism in Eukaryota, Dinophyceae, Prorocentrales, Prorocentraceae.
CUGGCGGCCGUGGCCGUGGAGUGGUUAGUGGGGCGGGCGUUCCCCCAGGAGGCCGACGAUCCCCGCUGGGCGGCAACAGACCCUCGGAAGCGAGCCCAAGUUGCGAAUGUUCGAGAUCGGACGGAGACCCACCCGAACCCCAAGAGCGAGAUCGACUACUCUGAUGUGCCAGGGUUCUCGACGUCAGAUUUGAUACAGAUCGAGAAGCAGUCAAGGUCGGUGGUGCGGAAGAGAAACAAUCAGGCGACAAUGGCGACGACUACGACCACCGCCAAGGGAAAGACACGUAAGGAUACUAUCCCUUACCUGUCGACGGCGGUCAACCUGGUUGGGGCAUUCGUCUCGUGGGGUACCUUGGGAUACUGGGGUGGCGCUUCUUGGGCCAGCUACGUCAUCGGGAAGCGCUUGAAGAUCUGGGCCGCGUCGAGGGCAGUCUACUCCACGGCGCAGGAAGUGGUCGAGGUCACCGAGUACGUGAACGAGCGCUGGGACGAAGUGGCCGAGUGCUUUGCGGAGCUCGACCUUGAGUUCAUGCCCCUGAUCGCUUGCGGGCUCUUCGUAAUCGGGAGCAUCGGGCGCGUCUGGAGGUCGCGCAGGCAAGCUCGGCGGUCGAUCGUCGGCGGAGACUCGGACUCGGACCAGUCAGAGAAGGAGUUCGGCCGCGCGGUCACGGUGGUCGGGGGGGGGGUCCAGAUGCAGGAUUCGUUGGGGUCGCCGGUUCAGUCGCAGCCGGAUCUGGCCAGGGAGAUCGCACAGCUAAAGCAAGUGCCUCGCUACGACUCCCCGCGGACCGCGACCGCGACGAGCAGCUCGUCCGCGGGGGGCGCUGUGCCCCUUGGCUCUCCUCGGGGAAGCAGCGAGCUCAGCGGCGGGAUCUCCUCGCUGUUGGACCGCCUCAAGGAGCGCGAGGGGAUCGCGAGGACCGACGUCGCGACCAGGGGGAGCAGGGAUACCGAUUUGCUUGGGGCGCUGCUGCACGCUGGGCCCGCGAGGCUGUCGAGCGCGGCUGGCUCCGGGGGUGCCUCGAAAGUUCUGGGGCUCAUCCAGGUCAUCGAGCAAGAGACGAGGGGCCCCCGGAGCGAGCUGCCGGACCAUUUGCACAAGCAUCGGGACAUCGACGGUUGGAUCCUUGGCGGCGCGAAGGCGAGGAUCGCGGCCCCUCGCUUGGCCCAGCUCUACAAGAACGGGAAGGCGGCGCAGGAGUCCGUAGGGGGCGGCGCGGAGUUCCUACUGCCCGCGAUGAUCCUGGACAAGAUGAUCACGAACCAGAAGGAGGAUAUCAUCAACAGUGCUGCCUGCGAGAUCCUGCGCCGCCGGAUGCGCGGGCUGCAGUUGGCUUUCCAGAGCACACAUCGGCAGGCAGACUGGGAACAAUCUCGCGGGCAACAGGGUUCAAAAUGGAAGUCCAAGGUCCAGCGGGAGCUCUGCGACCAGUGCGACGCGCGCGCGCUGGACGAAAACGAGUUGACGAUGCCCGGGGUCGACGAGGAGGCGCGGCCCAGGCUGGAGAAGGCGCCGUUCAACAAGUACUUGUCGAAGGUCCAGGACGGGCCCCGCGAGGGG